Messenger RNA from Pararge aegeria (speckled wood butterfly), 818 nucleotides. It is a transcript of the gene CCHa1, whose product is annotated as neuropeptide CCHamide-1. The record is from RefSeq and is a predicted model, not a curated record. The coding region runs from base 88 to 609 and encodes 173 amino acids. The transcript is spliced from 8 exons. Lineage: Eukaryota; Metazoa; Arthropoda; Insecta; Lepidoptera; Nymphalidae.
GAGGGACAUGAGUUUCCAGUUCGAUCAUAAACUUGAUACCUCGGUGGAUAAUGGUCUAAGCUUUAAGCACAAAGUUAUCCACACACCAUGCAGAGCAAAGCCAACUCGUCCGCAGCCAGCGCCAGCGUGAGAGGUGCACUGCUGCUGAUGAUAGUCGUGUGCUUGGUGGAGUGCACCACAGAGCAGAGAAUUAACAGUAGAGGCAGCAAGCCCUCGAAUCUUAUACAGAAAGUCAACGGGUGGCGCAGCCAGCGCGGAGGUUCCUGUUUAAGCUACGGACACUCUUGCUGGGGAGCGCACGGUAAGCGUUCUGGAAAGCCUCCCGCAUCAGCUCCAGACUGGUACAUCACCAGGAUCCUUCGACGCAUGGCCGCUAGCAACGAUCUGAACCGCGCAAAACAACUCGAAAAUCAAAACAAUCAAAAUGACGACGCCAUCUACCGGGUGGAGGAGGACUCGCCCUCGAGCAACAGGUUUAUGGGCGACAGUGAAGAGGUUCCCAUAGAGCAGUCGGUGAGGGGUCUCGAAGCGAAGCCGAUGCUGGAUGACGACAUGAUUUCCAAAAUGAAGUUAUGGCAGAUCAUGAAAGCGGCGUCUGAGGAGAAAUGAACAGAGAACGCAUGAACUGGGCUCACUCCAUAAUUCCUUACCCGUAGCUGAAAAUAUAACCAAUUUAAUUCAAUUAAUUGAAUACUCCGCCGAAAGGUCAAUUGUAAGGCUGGGUUGCAAUUGACCCCUGUAAGAUAUAGCAUAAGUGUAUGUGCCAUCGCUGAGUACAUAAUAAUAUUAAAUUUACUUCAAGUUUCUGCAUUAUAUUA